Messenger RNA from Puntigrus tetrazona (Sumatra barb), 3737 nucleotides. It is a transcript of the gene pptc7b, whose product is annotated as protein phosphatase targeting COQ7 b. Bases 256 to 1149 code for a protein of 297 amino acids. The transcript has 6 exons. The record is from RefSeq and is a predicted model, not a curated record. NCBI's taxonomy places the organism in Eukaryota, Metazoa, Chordata, Actinopteri, Cypriniformes, Cyprinidae.
UGCGCUCUGACGUCACCGCCGCCGGUCACGUGGCCUCAGAGCCCGUGCGUGCUCGUCUCCGGAGCGAGCGAGCGCGCACUCGAGGAUGUCGGAUAGGAUGGAGCGCGCUGGAGAAACUUUGUCCAAGACAUAAAGGAGCCGUGUAUCUGAAGAAGAAAGGCGCUUGGAUCACUUUUAAAGCGGCUCGCUUCCACUGCGGAGCCGAAUGUCGGUGCGCGGAUCCUAGAGACGCACGCUCACCGAACACCGCGGGGGAUGUUAUCGGUACUCUCCUACGGCAGGAUCGUGGCCAGGGCUGUCCUGGGCGGACUGUCGCAGACGGACGGCAGAGAUUACCGCCUGAUCACGGCCAGCUGCGGCUUCGGGAAGGACUUUCGCAAAGGGAUCCUGAAGAAGGGCAUGUGCUACGGAGACGACGCCUGCUUCAUCGCCCGGCACAAGUCCGCGGACGUCCUGGGGGUUGCGGACGGCGUCGGGGGCUGGAGGGAUUACGGCGUGGACCCGUCUCAGUUCUCUGCCACCCUGAUGAAGACGUGUGAGCGGCUGGUGAAGGAGGGACGCUUCACUCCCAGCAGCCCCGUGGGCAUCCUGACCUCCGGGUACUACGAGCUCCUGCAGAACAAAGUACCGCUGCUGGGGAGCAGCACAGCUUGUAUAGUGGUGCUGGACCGCCGGAGUCACAGGAUACACACCUGUAAUCUGGGAGACUCGGGCUUCCUGGUGGUUCGGGGUGGAGAGGUGGUCCAUCGGUCAGACGAGCAGCAGCACUACUUCAACACUCCCUUCCAGCUGUCCAUCGCCCCGCCGGGGUCAGAGGGCGUGGUGCUGAGUGACAGUCCUGAGGCGGCAGAUAGCUCUUCCUUUGAUGUCCAGUUAGGGGACAUCAUUUUGACCGCUACUGACGGCCUCUUUGACAACAUGCCUGACUACAUGAUCCUGCAAGAGCUCAAGAAACUCAAGAACACCAACUAUGACAGCAUUCAGCAGACGGCCCGCAGCAUCGCUGAGCAGGCCCACGAGCUGGCCUACGACCCCAACUACAUGUCCCCUUUCGCCCAGUUUGCCUGUGAUAACGGCUUGAAUGUAAGAGGGGGGAAGCCUGACGACAUCACGGUGCUUCUGUCCAUCGUGGCGGAGUACACCGACUGAGAGCUCGCUCGUCUCUUACUCCCGUGUCUUCCACCCCUGCUCUAUUGCACUGCUCCCAUCUCACUUCUCCCAGCAUCCCUUUCCAUUCUUCCGUUUCUCGAGUAGAUCUCCAGUCGGCGCGGGGAGGAGGAUAGCAUGAGCGGUACAGACAGUCCGAAAAGAAUGACCUCAGUUGUGUCCAAAAGGAUUUUGGGAAUCUUCAAGCCGUGUCGUAAUUUGAGUCAUUGAGCCACGCGUUACCCACAGAAAGUGUUUUCUAAUGGGAGAAGCGGGUGGCUUGUGUAAAUUAAAUGCUUGGUCGUCUGUGUGUUGAGAGAGAAGUUUAGCAUCUCUUUGGAGUGCCUCUGUGUUUUUGUUAACCUGAAACGGGAAGGUAGGUUAAAGUUAAGGAGGCUUGGCUAGAUUUAAACCUGUUGGGAAACGCAAGUGCUUUAGGACGUGCCGGCUAAUUCUGUUCGGCCGGUAUAUCUACUUCUAGUUAGACAGCCUUCAUCUACACCGUCGCUUCGAGGUCCUGGAUGACGGAUUGCAAGUUCAGAGGCGGGAAGGAGAAGGGUUGAGUUUGGUUAUAAAAGACUGCAGACGUUACUCAGAGUAGUGGCAUAUUUAGGUUUAGAGAUUACAGUGAGUUCAAGAGAUCAAACCCAUUGUUCGCAAUAAAGUUAGUGAAAAUGACAUGAUCUAGGACCUUUGUACACUUCGUAAAGACUAAGUAUAUUUCCCUGGUGUCUGACCUGACUGAGGUCUGCGCGCUCACACACACACACACACACACUCACGGGGUUGAUGAUGGAUGUUGACUGUGAAUGCGUGUUGGAUGUAUAUAUACGACCCUUGAGGUUUAAAGUCUACACGCACAAAUGGCUCGCAUCUGGCAAUGCUUUUCAUGAAUUGAAAGGUCAGGUAUAUAAAUACAUGUUUUAUUUUUAUAAAUACUUAGCUUUUAGUGGACAAGAUUCAACAGAAUGCCGAAGUCGGGGAAGGCCGGAUCGGCCGGUGUUUUCUGUGCUCCCUAGCGAGGCUCGGGUUAUUUUUUUAAUCGAUUGAAGGGUAUCUGAUGCUUCUUGUUUUUUUUCCUGUGUCGCUCUAGAUGGGUUCUAGAGAACUUUCUCACAUUCAUGUGCUGCUUUAAUUUCGUAAAUUAUAAAUGUGUGAGUGACUACAUUAUUUAUAUGACUGUUUUUAACUGUACAAUAAAAAAUGGGUGAGCUAUUGGCCAUUUCACUUCACGAAGGCGGAUCCGGAUCACUGAUUCUAUGAGACGCAUCAACUAUAAUUGUUUAGACUGAGAAAACAAAGCAAUACGGUUUUUCAAAAUGUCGUUCUGUUUCUUCAGUGUCUGAAAUCUUGUGCAUGUCUAGGACGGCAAACCUCAGUCAGGUAUGAAACUAAAGCUGGAACGCAUGAUCCCUGAACACACAGCCGGUCCUCUGCUCUCUCACUACAUGCAAUGUCUUGUGGGUCGAGGUCAUGUUAAAAUCGGUCUGUGUGUACACGAUAAAGCAAACCAAAGCAGGAAAGCCAUAGGACCAGCGUGACCGAGGUGUUCUCACGCGUCGCCUACAAGAGCGCAAUGAUUUCCCAAAUCUGCUUUACUUUCUAGAUAAACGAGAUCAUCUGAACAGUCAGUCACGUGUGAUGUUUAUUCUGUUGUGUACCUGUCCGUUACAAACUGUGUGAUCUAGUAGUCUUUUAUUUUAUUCGAAGGUGAUGUGAUAUGGGCGCCUCCAGAGGCAGAGGGGAGAACUGCAAUUAGUGUUUUUUUAGUCAGACCAUUUUUUUGGAUCAGAAAUGCCUAAAAUGGACGUGGUAUUAGCCACAAUUAAAAAAAACAAACCUCUAAAUAUUAUUAGAAAUGCAUUUAAUUGUAACUUUUGCAUAUUGUUCAAUCCUGAUCACUUUUUCCCCACGUGAUCUAGCUUGUCUUCUGUUUAUAUCGUCAUCUACUCCAAGGUGUCUUGGUAUUGCAGUCUAUGUGCUGUAAGACCGGAUAUUGACGUUUUGAACGAACAAACUCGUCAGAUGAAUUGUUUUACUAGUUAAAUGACGUGCGGUUAGUUCAAAGCGACUCUUCUGUCUCUGGCGGCCUGAGGAUGUCACGUCUCCUCGCUCGUUCGUGUCGCUGCAUGAGGCCGUGUUGUGACUGAACCUUUGUGUCUGGAGUUUCAUCACUAUGUUUGCCGCACGGCACACCCUUUUCCGAAUUCCCUGCUCGUGGCUCGUCCAGAAGAUGCGCUUUCGCCGGUUCUGGUGCGGUCGUCAUUUCAAAACGGGAACGUCGGGCUGAUAGCGACCGAACCAGGACAAAUCCACAUGCCAUUUGCGCCUUAAAAUCUCAUAGUGUCCAUCCAGAGGCCUUUGUGUGGCUUGCAGCAGUGUCCUGAUUCCGGUGUGGUCUGUCCUUCUCUCUUCUGGUGGUUUCUAUGGUGCUUCUGCGGUCCAGAUGAGUCUCAGUCUCUGAAGCAGACGAUGUGCGAAUGAGAAUACACUUUUUGUGUGUACAGUGUAACAAUGCAAGAAAAGUUCCUGUAAAUAUGUUUUCCAAGUUGUAAAAUAUUUAAAUAAAAAAAUAUAGUAUUUAUACUAAA